AUGGACUUAUCAGAGGCAGUGAUUGUGAAAUCCACCAAACUCAAAUCAGCCGUGUGGAAUGAUUUCGACAAGGUGAGGAAAGGAGACACACACGUGGCGAUCUGCAGACACUGUGAAAAACGUCUCAGCGGUUCUAGCGCGAGCGGGACUUCUCAUCUAAGGAACCAUCUGAUCAGAUGCAAGAGGAGAGCUAACAGCAACGGUGUUGGUGUUACUGCUGCUCAGAAGAGAGUAGUAGAAACAACAACGACACUCGAGCUAGCGAUUGUGACAAAACAUGAACAGAGUAAUAAUAAUAAUAAUAAUGCAUCUGUGGUUAACUCCGGUUUAGAUCAGAGGAGGAGCCGGUUCGAUCUAGCACAGAUGAUAAUCUUACAUGGCUAUCCGUUAACCAUGGUUGAAGACGUUGGGUUCAGAGUGUUCCUUAGAAACUUACAGCCUCUCUUUGACCCCGUUGUGUUCGAGAGAGUUGAGUCUGAUUGUAUGGAGAUAUACGCCAAGGAGAAGCAUAAGAUCUUCGAGGACUUGGAUAAGUUGCCUGGAAAGAUCAGUAUCAGCGUCGACGUGUGGAGGAACGGUGAUGAUUCUGAUGAGUUCUUGUGUUUGGCUGCUCAUUAUAUCGAUGAAACAUGGGAGCUGAGGAAGAGAGUUCUUAACUUCUUCGUAGUUGAUCCGUCAUCUCGUAGCGAUGAUGUGAUGCUUGCUGAGGUUGUGAUAACGUGCUUGAUGGAAUGGGAUAUUGACAGGAAGCUCUUCUCUAUGGCGUCGAAUCGGACUCCUCCCUUUGGUGAAAACGUGGCUAGCAAGAUCAGAGACAGGUUGGCACAGAACAAGUUUCUUUACUGUAACGGCCAGUUGUUUGAUGUGAGCUGUGGAGUUUAUGUUAUUAACCAGAUGGCUCAAGAGUCUCUCUAA
Molecule: messenger RNA, 915 nt
Organism: Raphanus sativus (radish)
Lineage: Eukaryota; Viridiplantae; Streptophyta; Magnoliopsida; Brassicales; Brassicaceae
Product: zinc finger BED domain-containing protein RICESLEEPER 1-like
Exons: 1
Coding region: 1-915 (304 amino acids)
Molecular function (GO): DNA binding
Source: RefSeq, a predicted model, not a curated record